UCAUUCUUUCCUCUCAAGUUUCCUCACAUUCCUUUAUUCUCUCCAUUAUUUCGAUUCUUGUUCUUCAACCACCCCUUACCUCCCCUCCUCCCCGGCCCCGCCUCUAUUUUCUUAUAUCACCACACCUUCCUCCCUCUCUCUCUCUCUCUCUCUCUGAGCUCAUAUAUUGCGACUGGGGCUCUCAGUUUGUACUUUGAAAUAAGAGAGGAGGACCCUUUUGUUUUGUGUCAGAAGCAAAUCCCAACUUCCAAUCCCCAAACUGAGAAAAAAAGUUAUUUGUGUCAGAGUUUGUUGUACUAGGAUCUCAAUCCCCACCACGCAUAUGAGACAUGACACCAAGCGACGGCACAAUUAUCACUGCCACUAAUCCUCGUACUGAGAUGAAAUUUGCUCGUAGAUUUCUGAGAUCUCUGUCCAAGACGAGGAAGAUCCGACCGCCGUCUUCCUCCUCCUCAAUUUGCGUGAAAAAGCGAAGUGAGAGAAUAAAGAUGGCGGCUUAUUGGUGUAUGGCUCGUGCGGUUGGCUCAAGGAGGGCUUGGAGCCGAGCCAUUCUGAUGAAGCUGAGCCGAGGCAGACAACAUCACCACCAUUGUUUCUCCAUGACGAUGAUGAAGACAAGGAUGAGAAGAAAGAAUAGAUCAACGUGGCUAGGUAAGGUCAAGAAGAAGAAGAAGGAGGAGGAGGUCAGAACUCGUUCUCCUUCUCCUUAUGAUGAAGACGAUGAUGAAGAAGGGCUGAUGAAAAGGCAAACACAGAAGCUGAGAGAAGUAGUGCCAGGAGGGAAGUCGAUGGAUAUUUGCAGCCUGUUGGAGGAAACAGCUCACUUUGUGACCUGCCUUGCUGCCCAGGUUCACGUCAUGCAAACCAUAGCUCAUCACUAUUCCUAGUUAAAAAAAAAAAAAAAUAGUGGUGAUGAUGAUACA
Neltuma alba is the source of this 923-nucleotide messenger RNA. Its product is annotated as transcription factor IBH1. The record is from RefSeq and is a predicted model, not a curated record. Lineage: Eukaryota; Viridiplantae; Streptophyta; Magnoliopsida; Fabales; Fabaceae. Gene Ontology annotation, biological process: regulation of DNA-templated transcription. The transcript is spliced from 2 exons. The coding region runs from base 330 to 887 and encodes 185 amino acids.